This is a messenger RNA of Trametes versicolor FP-101664 SS1, 2690 nucleotides long. RefSeq lists its product as uncharacterized. The transcript has 2 exons. Gene Ontology annotation, molecular function: protein binding. The coding region runs from base 111 to 2690 and encodes 859 amino acids. NCBI's taxonomy places the organism in Eukaryota, Fungi, Basidiomycota, Agaricomycetes, Polyporales, Polyporaceae. The record is from RefSeq and is a predicted model, not a curated record.
CCACCCUUUGCAUGUCCCCCUUCUUCCCCCGACUCGCUCCAUAGCACUCACCCGUGCAGAGCUCACGGCGGCGACUCGGGGAUAUCGUCGCCCCGUCAUCCUGGCUGUCCAUGCCCUGGAGAGUGGGUCGGGAUUUAAGGCAUCUCGUUCACGCCGCACACAACAUCCUGGAGAGAGGUCGUGUCUCGCUCCAUCCCAUAUGCGUACUCGCGAAGCCAAUCCACUCGACUCAAACUCAAUGGCGGCCGGCACUAGCUCUGCAGCUCAAUCACACAUCUGCGGUGACGACAGGCACUUCUCAGGACGACGAGGACGAUCCUUACGUGGGGGCGCAGCAUGUAGAGGCGGUUCUUUUGCGGUGGAAGAGGCCAGCGGGGGACGUUGGUGCCGUGCCACCGGAGGAUCUGCCUCCUGCCUCCAUCCUAUCCCUCAUCGACGGCGUGUUCGAUGCUCGACCAACGCAGCUUCCAACACUUGCGGAUCUGCGACGUCUACCUGCUAUGGAGGAGCUCAUAACGUACCUGCGCCUUCCGCGUCGUGCUCCCGCGCUGGUCCACUACCUCCUCGAUGUCAAAGAACCCCGGCGCGCACUAUGGGUCCUUCGAAUAGCGAACGAAGUGGGCUGCAACUUCUCCCCGAAGUUCUACGGUCCAGUCGCGGAAAAGUUGGCGGAUAUGAAGAAGUGGCGGUCGAUUCUACCCCUUGUGCGUACUGCCAGGGAACGACUCGGAUACACCACUACAGCUCUUCUCAAUUGGCGUUUGCAUGCGCUCAUGGAAUCGCAGCGUUAUCUCUCUCUGGAAGAAGUCUUGGACCUGUUCGCAAGAGAACAAGUCAGAGCGUCUCGUCUGACGUACCAUCUGCUUAUUUCCAUGCACCUUCGCAAUCACGACCUCCCUUCUGCUCUCGCAUGCGUCCGGGCUAUGGAAUCCGCUGGCUUUCGCGUCUCCGCCAGAACGUGGGCCGUCAUCCUCACCAGCCACCGCUCACUUGGCUUGACGCCCACUGCCAGGACCCAGGCUCUUGCUGCCUUGAACACAGCGGAUGGACACACAGCAGUUGUCAUAGUCAACAGUCUCGUGCAGCUCCUUCUCGAUGCCCACGACAUGCCUGGCGUCGUGGAGAUUCUUUCGCUGGUUUCGCGACCUCCUGGAGGCCCCCCCUCCGGCCCUGGGGCAGGUACCACCCUGGAAGGCGGCGCGUCUGCGACGGUACAGGAGGGGUAUCCCAACCAAUCUCCCCUUCCUCUCUCCCACCAAGUCUCCAUCGACAUCUCCACCUACAAUUUGCUGCUCAACUACCUAGCCCGCCAAGGUGAUCUUGAACGGGCACUGGGGACAUUGCAGCAAAUGGACGUUACACACAUACAUCCUAAUGGCGACACAGCACCUGCCCUCGCGCGUCUUUACUUCACUGUCGAUUGUCCCAACGAUGCACUCCACAUCGUGGCCGAUGCGCUCCGGGACUUCCCCACGGCUUCCGCCCUCCUCCCCCAACUAGGGUUCUCUCCCACAACCCCCGCCGAACACCCCACCUUUCCCUACACAGCCUCUCCAACCAUCCGUCUUUUCAACACGCUCAUUUGGGGUGUUCUACAGACUCGACGUCUGAGCGGGCUUCGUACGGUCUUACGUAUGAUGCAGAUUACGAAGAUCGACCCGGACGCCACCACGCUAAGGGUUCUGCUGUCACACCUCUACCGAGAUGACUGUUCACGUCCUCGGGAGAUCAUCAGGGUUGUGCGUGCCCUGAUGUCUGCCGGAUUGGCUCCCACAACGCCACACCUCCACGUCCUUAUGGCCGCUCUAUUGCGAGAGCAGCGGUUUACGAUGCACCGAAGGGGAUGGGCGGCGGACGACUCUGUCGGCGAAGCUCGUGAGGACCCGCCUGCUGAUCACCUGCAACCCUACUCGGACGAGUAUUCUCAUCCAACCGCGGGCAUCGCCUUCUCCCGCCGCUACCGGAGGCUCUUGCGACCGAUCAUCCAGUCGCUGACCGCUCGCGGAGUGCGAAGCGACCGCGCCUCCUUCGCCCUGCGCAUCAAACAGGACGGAGUGGUUCACCGCGACCUCGACAAGGCGCUCGCGUCGUUCAGGCAGGCCGUCGAAUCCGGCGUGCGCCCGAACGUCUACCACUACGGCGCACUCAUGGAGGGCUACACGGCAGCAGGCGACAUGGCGGGCGCGGCGGACAUAAUGCGGGAAGCGGCAGACGCAGGCGUCCCGGUCGACGUCAAGACGCAUACCAUCCUCAUCGCCGGGUACGCGCGACACGGCCAGCCGUCGCAGGCCCUCGCGGCUUUCCGCGCCAUGGUCGCGCAGGGCUUCCGCCCGGACGUGCCUGCCAUCGACGCGCUUGUGAGCGCGUUCGUGCGUGCGAAGGCGUUUCGCGUUGCCCGGCGCAUCCUUCUGCAGCUGUGGCCGCAGAUCGGGCCGAUGGCGGACGCGCUCGUCCGGGCUCCACUGCACGAGCUGGUGGUGGCUUUCCGGGGCCUGCAUGGGAAGGGGAAGCGCAUGCCGGAGCGGCUUUCUUCAGGGGAGCAGCGAAUGUUGCGGUGGAAGAUGCGGGACCUUUUGCAGGGCUGGAGGUUCUCCCUGGGGUACACGCGGAAGAAAGAGAGGGCGAAGGACCACGUUCGCGCUGUAUCAUUGACACGUACCCCCGAAUAUACCAGGGCAAAAAGGCGUUGA